AUGGUGACCACGUUGGGUCCCCCGGGAGAGGUCCAAAUUCCGCCCCGGCCCGCUGCCGCCGCCCCCCUCGGGUCUGGCCCCAGCCCGCAGCUUUUCAAGGGCGGCCCUGCCCUCUGCCCUCCCCCCUCCCCAAACUCCCGAAGCCCCUUCACUCCUGAGGCUGGGGCUCCGGGAGGUUCGCGGCCUGGAGGGAGUUCCCCGGGACGUGGUGGCUUUCGGCCCCCUGCACUGCCGCCCCCGCUCACCUCGGCUGGCGACCAGCGGGCUCCGGACGUCCGAUCCGCCGCGGCUGGGCGGAGCGGGCACGGGGCUUGCUGCGGCCGCCGCCGGGAGGGCCGAGGGAGGGCCGCGGAGUCUCCUCCUCCCUCCGCGGGGGAGGGGAGAGAGAGGAGUCGGCGGGGCGGGGGCGGUGGGGCCCGGGCGAGUUGCGGCCCCACUCUGACCCUGGCCCGCAGAGUUGGGUGGGUGGGGGGCUCGCGCCUAACUUUGGGGAGAGGGGCGCGGGCCGAGUUGGCGGAAUCGCCACCGAACGGGCCGGACCCCGACAGAGGCCCCACCCCGGCAUCGGGCCUAGAGGAGGGGGAAGGAAGGCCGGGUCUGGGGGCCCCGCGGGCUCGGCUUUCCCGCCUCAAGUUUCCCUGA
Rangifer tarandus platyrhynchus (Svalbard reindeer) is the source of this 642-nucleotide messenger RNA. The record is from the annotation of a GenBank genome assembly. NCBI's taxonomy places the organism in Eukaryota, Metazoa, Chordata, Mammalia, Artiodactyla, Cervidae.